GGGUAGACUGUGUACAGUUGAGUACAGGGUACAGUUGAGACAUCCGUAAUAUCUUUAGUGCGCAAACAUGCUUCUGCGCUGAUUUUUGCUCUGCACAUGCGUAUAGACGUCCUCUUUCAGCGUGGGAGAUUUGAACUGUGUGUGUGGCUCCGCUACGAAGUUAUCGGCAAAAGUCUGUUUUUGCAGGUCCGCAAACUUGCCUUUGAGGUUGCCAAGACGUACAACAUAAAGAUCCCGGAUAAGUGGAAUGAGGAUUCCAUGGCCAGUGCCAGCUGGUUCACAAAUUUCAUGAAGAGGCAUCACAAGCUGUCGAUCAGAAGGCCCCAGGCAACCAGCCUUUACAGGCAGAGUAGCUUUAAUGAAACGAAUGUGAACAAGUUCUUCACCAAGCUCACAUCAGUGUACAGCAAGUACCAGUUUCAGCCACAGGAUGUCUGGAAUAUGGACGAAACCGGACUCAUGACAGUCCAGAAGCCAGGCCACCUUGUGGCAACGAGAGGGGAACGCCGGGUGGGGAGCAUCACCUCGGCAGAGAGGGGAACCCUCGUGACGAUGGCACUGGCCUGCAAUGCCAUGGGGAACAUUAUCCCACCCCACUUCAUUUUCCCCCGGAAAAGGUUUUUGCCCCAUUUUGUGCUGGGUGGUCCUGAGGGGUGCCUUGGCACAGCCAAUGGGAGUGGGUGGAUGCAGGAGGAGGAUUUCUUGACUUACCUCAGGCACUUUGUGCAUCAUACAAGGGCGUCGGCGGAGAAAAAAGUCCUUCUCCUGCUGGACAAUCAUUCCUCCCACAUUUCAACGGCCGCAAUCAACUACUGCAGAGAGAAUGGGGUGGUCAUGCUGUCCUUUCCACCCCAUUGCACACACCACCUGCAACCCCUUGAUAAGGCAGUGUAUGGGCCAUUGAAGAGGCUGCUUGCAAGUGAGAUGGACCAGUGGCACCGUCACCACCCCGGCAAAACUGUGACAAUCUACGACAUGCCAUCGCUGCUGAACACCAUCCUGCUGGAGGCGGCAUCCCCAAGAAACAUCUUGAAGGGGUUCAGCAGCACGGGGAUUUGGCCGCUGAACAAAGACAUUUUCCCAGCUGAUGUCUUCCUCCCAGCCUCGGUGACAGACAGACCCCCUCCAGUCAUCCCUGGGCCAUCCCAUGACGACCCCUCCCUCUCUCUCCCUGGGCCAUCCAACACUGACCCCUCUGUGAUGUGCAGCGCGGAUCUCUCUCUCUCUCUCUCUCCCUCGCCGGCCCAUCCAACGUCGACCCCUCUCUCUCCCUCGCCGGCCCAUCCAACGCCGACCCCUCUCUCUCCCUCGCCGGCCCAUCCAACGCCGACCCCUCUCUCUCCCUCGCCGGCCCAUCCAACGCCGACCCCCCUGUGA
Molecule: messenger RNA, 1377 nt
Organism: Gadus macrocephalus (Pacific cod)
Lineage: Eukaryota; Metazoa; Chordata; Actinopteri; Gadiformes; Gadidae
Exons: 2
Coding region: 97-1377 (426 amino acids)
Cellular component (GO): nucleus
Molecular function (GO): DNA binding
Source: RefSeq, a predicted model, not a curated record